UCAGGCGUCUCGGGUCGGUUUUCAAGCAAUCAUAGAGCAUGUCAAUCAACGGUUGCCUUGGUAGCGUUUGACGUCACCACUCCCUACCCUGUCUCUGCUCCUGGGGCUGGUGUGAUUGGAGCGAAACCCCGUGGAUUAGACCGAGACAGACCGCCUGUAAGAAUCAGCUGUAGCUAGUGCAAGAACACCAUUGUCUCGCACUCAGCCCAGCCCAGCCCAGCCCAACCCAACAGCCAAAUUGACUCACUUGAACCCUGUUGCUAUAAUGAACCCAGAGAAGAGGAGCGACAUGGUUGACACGGCCAAGCUGGCCGAACAGGCAGAGCGCUACGACGACAUGGCAGAUGCCAUGAAGGCCGUGACAAUGCUAGGCACUGAGCUCUCCAACGAGGAGCGCAACCUGCUCUCGGUGGCCUACAAGAACGUGGUGGGCGCCCGACGCUCCUCCUGGAGGGUGAUCUCCAGCAUCGAGCAGAAGUCCCAGAGCAACGAGCGGAAGCUGGAUAAGUCCAAGGAGUACCGGCAGGCGAUAGAGAAAGAGCUGAAAGAGAUCUGCAACGACGUGCUGAAUCUUCUACGUGACUACCUUAUCAAAGAAGAUGGAGUAGCCGAAAGCAGAGUGUUUUACUUGAAAAUGGAAGGGGAUUACUUCCGCUACUUAGCCGAGGUGGCUGUGGAGGAAGAAAAAGAAAAGAGCAUCGCAUCGUCACAGGAGGCCUACCAACAGGCCUUCGAAAUCAGCAAGUGCGAUAUGCAGCCAACGCACCCUAUCCGCCUCGGCCUGGCCCUCAACUUCUCCGUCUUUUACUACGAGAUCCUCAACUCACCGGAAAAGGCCUGCCAGCUUGCCAAACAGGCCUUCGACGAUGCAAUCGCCGAGCUGGAUACACUCAACGAAGACUCCUACAAAGACAGCACGUUGAUCAUGCAGCUACUGAGAGACAAUUUGACGCUGUGGACCGCAGACAACCAGGCUGACCAUGAGGACACCGAAGAGGGUCAAGUGAACUGAGACCUCGUCUCCAGUGUACCCGUCAUCGAAGCUCACCAACACUGAGGCCACCUCAUUAUUCCUGCCUCUCUCUCUCAUUCUCUCUCUCUCUCUCAUUCUCUCUAUGUAUCUAUCCCUCUUCAUUCUCUCACCACUGUCACUUCUUCAUUUACUAGUUCUUUUUGGAGUUUCUGUUAGGGGCGUGGUGGGUGUAGGGGGGUGAUGGUACUUGGGUUAGGGUGUGUCAGUUUGUCAUUUUCACUUGAGGACCAAUGGGGGGGGCCUUGCAAAAAAACAAGUGUGGAAAGGGGGCAAGUGGGAAGUUCUCCACACAUGCAGAAGUGGCAAGUGUAGUUUAGUUUGUUUUUUAUAUAUAAUAUAUAUAUAUAUAUGUAUAUGUAUGUCUAUAUAUACAUAUACACUAUGUAUGUUCAGCAUAUGUCGAUCAUCUUGAAGUGUUUGAUUCGUGUUUGAUGUCUGUAUGCAGCCAUCAUGGAUGCAUCCCAGGUUCAGAGCUGUUUUAAAUCUGCAGCGAGCGAAUUAGCAGCACAGGCAUCUAAACCACAUGUCAAAUGGAAGAUAUGGGCAAGAGAGGUAACAUUCCAUUUGCUGUCAUCUGCUCAACAUAAUUUCUCAACUUGGGUUACCCACAUGUCAUUUUUCAUUUCUGUGUAACAGAAUUACGAGGUAUAGAAACCCUAAGAACAAAGUGAGCAUUUGAAAAGGCUUUGAGACUGUAACUAUGAUCUUGAUCUUUAUAUUGAGGACGGCAGUGGGUUUCCCAUGUGCUUAUCUAGCAAUUGCCAUUUCCAACUAAGGGGUUUUCCCAUUUCAUUUUCUUUUGAUACUUGUCUAAAGUGCAUGUGGCUUUUGUAGUUAAUGGGGAGGUUAAGGAAUACUGCUGUGGGGCUGGCUAGUAUUGUUUCAUGUCUUUGAGGUUUUCAUGCAGGACACCCAAGCAUAACUCUUAUUUGGAGGAAAAAAAAUCCUGUAAGUGGAAAUAAAAUAAUUUAAAGUA
Molecule: messenger RNA, 2009 nt
Organism: Conger conger (European conger)
Lineage: Eukaryota; Metazoa; Chordata; Actinopteri; Anguilliformes; Congridae
Product: 14-3-3-like protein
Exons: 7
Coding region: 266-1012 (248 amino acids)
Biological process (GO): signal transduction
Cellular component (GO): cytoplasm
Source: RefSeq, a predicted model, not a curated record